AUGGAGAAGAUCUACCUGAAGGUGUUCGAACUGACAGGGCUGAAGGAAGACGAUACAGGAAAAUACUACAUAAAAGUGUAUUGGAAGAACAAAAAGUACAAAACGGCGGUGCAGGAAGAUGGGUGCUAUUUUUUCAACGAAAUUUUCCUCAUACCGGUGGAGCACGUAGCGGAUGAAAAAAACGAAAUCCUGUCGAUCGAAGUGUGGCUUAGCUCAUUAUUUAAUACGAAAGUUGCCUAUACUUUUUUUACUUUAGAUUUUAUAAAAAAGGAAAAAACGGUGAAGCAAAAGGUGCAGCUAAUUGAUAUAUUAAAGAGCUGCACUUUGGAGUUGUCUGUAAAUAUAGUACGGGACCAAAAGGAUGUAACUUUUUUUAACGUUAAAGAAAUUUAUCACCAUAAGACGGAUAAAGAGAUAAAGGAUGCCAUUUCGAUGCAUCGAACUGAAUCGGAAGUUCUUCGAGUGUUCCGAAAUGAAUACGCACGCAAAAUUAACUCACAACCCCCAAUUGUACCCCCACAUGGGAACCAAUGGGCAGGACAGGGUGCACCUCCAACAAACCAGUGGGAAGGACAGAUUGUACACUCCACGAAUGGGUAUGUUCAAAGGGAUGACCCUCGAAAGGAUAAUAUGCACUUACCCACUGGAGCAGAACCACAUGUAUACGCGGCAAACCCGUAUGUGCCUAUGACCCCCACGACGGGAAUGACGAACAGUCACUACCACUACACCCCAGUAGUUCACCAAAAUGAAUUAACCUCUGCAGGUGGUAAAAUUCCCACUUCUGUGCCCAGUCAGUUAAAUGGUGGGGCGGUUCUCGCCAAUAACUCUGUACACCAUGCGCGUAUGAAUAUCAACACGGGUGUAAUUAACCAUGGCGAGAAAUAUGGCUUGUUUACCCCCCAUAUGGUGGAUAAUUUUUACGGAGGGGGAAACCACACAAAUCAAGUUACCUACCAAAGUGGCAUAUACAACGUCGGUGCAGCGUCGCCCUAUUCAGACAAAAUCCUGCACCGCUCAUGUAGAAACAAAAAAAAAGCACUACUCAUCGGAAUAAACUAUUACGGUUCUAGGGAAGAAUUAAGUGGCUGUACAAACGACACAGUUCGAAUGAUGAACCUUCUAAUUUCAAAAUAUAAUUUCCACGAUUCUCCAACAAGCAUGGUUAGAUUAAUCGACAACGAAAGCAACCCUAAUUAUAGGCCCACCAGAAAAAAUAUUUUGUCUGCCCUGACUUGGCUCACGAAGGAUAAUGAACCUGGAGAUGUUUUUUUUUUUCUAUACUCUGGACAUGGGUCCCAACAGAAGGAUUACACAUACUUGGAAGAUGAUGGAUAUAAUGAGACCAUCCUUCCUUGUGAUCAUAAAACGGAGGGACAAAUUAUCGAUGAUGAAUUGCACAGGUUCUUGGUUCAACCUCUGAACGAUGGAGUUAAAUUAAUUGCUGUCAUGGACUGCUGCAAUGCCGGUAGUUGUAUCGAUCUUGCUUAUAAGUAUAAACUAAAGUCGAGGAAAUGGAAGGAGGUGAAAAACCCCUUCCACGUGGUUUGCGAUGUUAGCCAAUUUAGUGGGUGCAAAGAUAUGCAGUUUUCGCACGAAAUUGACACAGGGAGACAUGCUCCCGGGGGGGCACUCGUCACGGCGAUGAUACACGUUUUGGGGGCAACACGUGGGGCGAAUGCACUCACUUACGACCACCUACUGCAAAAUGUGAGCAGCUACAUCAAGAGCUAUCACGACCAGAAAAUUGUUUUCAUGGCUUCGCAAAAAUUUGACCUCAAUCGCGCUUUCGACUUUGAUCACAUCCUCAAAAAUAAGAAUGGCAAUUUGGGACAAAAUGUGAACAAACUCGUGCACAAAAAUAAGAAGAGCAAGAAGAACAAACACGACUUCUUCUCCUUCUUCUGA
Plasmodium coatneyi is the source of this 1908-nucleotide messenger RNA. RefSeq names its product Metacaspase-like protein. Gene Ontology annotation, biological process: proteolysis. NCBI's taxonomy places the organism in Eukaryota, Apicomplexa, Aconoidasida, Haemosporida, Plasmodiidae. The record is from RefSeq and is a predicted model, not a curated record. Gene Ontology annotation, molecular function: cysteine-type endopeptidase activity. The coding region runs from base 1 to 1908 and encodes 635 amino acids. The transcript has a single exon.